ACGACACAGCGGAAAUGACAGAUAUUCUCAUUGUGCAAACGGGGGGAACAAUUGACAAGGACUACCCUCAAACGAAAGGAGGAUACGCUUUCGAAAUUGAUGAACCGGCAGCGAAGAGAAUUCUUGCUCAAGGCAGAGUGACGUUUGACUACAUUACAACGACAGCAUGCAGGAAGGAUAGUCAAGAGAUUACUCAUCAAGACAGAGAGACUAUACGAGAAGUGUGUGUUGCAGCAGAGCAAAACAGAAUUCUUAUAACGCAUGGAACUGAUACUAUGAUACAAACUGGUCUGUUUCUUAGUGCAGCUGCUGACCUAGAGCAACAGAAGAAAGUGAUUGUUCUCACUGGUGCUUCUAAACCUGAAAGAUUUAGAGAUUCUGAUGCACAUUUCAACGUGGGAUUGGCGAUGGGAGCAUUACAAUGUCUAGUGGCUCCUGGUGUCUACAUUGCCAUGAAUGGCAAAGUGCGGAGUGCUGAUUGUGCCUCCAGAGAUAAUACAGGGGCUUUUCAGUGAACUAUAUUUAUAUUUGUUAAUUAAUAUGAAAAUGUGAUUUCGCUCUCGCUUCAACAGUUAUGAGCCCUUUGAAGAUCUAUGCACUACUAACUUGUGAAGUGAUCGAAGAACUAAGCACUAAAGUGCUAUAUCAUCAACUACUCAUGUGAGAAACUACAAGCACAAUUACCUGUCUAUAGAACUGACAAUAAAAGUGUAUAGUGUGCUGCUAAUUGCCGAUCGUAGCGAGGCUUCUAAUCCCAGUCCAC
Messenger RNA from Corticium candelabrum, 763 nucleotides. RefSeq lists its product as uncharacterized. Lineage: Eukaryota; Metazoa; Porifera; Homoscleromorpha; Homosclerophorida; Plakinidae. The transcript has a single exon. The record is from RefSeq and is a predicted model, not a curated record. The coding region runs from base 15 to 515 and encodes 166 amino acids.